UAUGAGAAACAACGACGCUCUCUUACUCGCUCCUAAAACCCUGAAACUUCCUAAAACCCCCUAAACUUAGCAAUCAAUCAGAAAUGGCCACUCAGAAAAUUCUGACUCCAGAAACCCUCCGCUCUGCCGCCAAACAAUCUGAAGGAUGCCUCGUCGUUCCGGUAACUCUCCGUCGGGCAAUAAAAAAAUACCUCAGAGAGCAACAAGAGCCACACAUGAAGAGAAAGGUGUUAAGAUUAUCAGAAUCAUUUAGUACAAUAAAGGACGUUAAUCUGAUGUUAACGGAGACAACAUCAAGAGAGCUCGUUGAUGAUCCGUUGAAGUUCACGGAGGAGCGAUCUAAACGGUGGAAAGUUAAAAGUAGUUACGGUGAUAUUGGCUUUAAAUACACUGAUGAUGAGACUGUUGCUUACGUUGCCUCACGAAUGCCUGCUGUUUUCUCUGCUUGCUACAGAGUUCUUACUGAAGUCAGAAGGAGAUUGCCUGAUUUUUCUCCAACUAAAGUAUUGGAUUUUGGUGCUGGAACUGGAUCAGCUUUCUGGGCGACGAGACAAGUGUGGCCUAAGUCAGUGAAGAAUGUUAACUUAGUGGAGCCAUCCCACUCGAUGCAGCGGGCAGGUAGAAGCCUUAUACAAGGUCUGAAGGGCUUGCCACUUAUUCAUGGCUAUGAUAGCAUUCAAGCUUUAAGUAAGAAUGUCAGCAAGUCUGAGAAGAAGCAUGACCUUGUAAUUGCUUCCUAUGUGCUUGGGGAGAUACCAUCUCUGAAGGAUCGGAUUACUACAGUUCGCCAGCUUUGGAAUCUCACAGAGGAUGUUUUGGUUUUAGUUGAACCAGGAACACCACAUGGAUCAAAUAUUAUUUCUCAGAUGCGAUCUCACAUAUUAUGGAUGGAGGAAAGAAAACACCGCAAGUCUAAAGUCCAGAAGGGUGAAGCUUGUAAAGAUUUGGUAUCUGUCAAAAGCAGCGCAUUUAUAGUUGCUCCUUGUGCACAUGAUGGGCGUUGUCCAUUGCAGAAAUCUGGAAAAUAUUGUCAUUUUGCUCAACGCUUGCAGAGGACAUCAUCACAACUUGCAUAUAAGCGACCCAAGGGCAAGGCUCUACGUGGUUUUGAAGAUGAGAAAUUUUCCUUUGUGGUGUUCAGACGAGGACAACGACCUCGGUCAUCCUGGCCUCUAGAUGGAAUAACAUUUGAGACUCUAAAGCAGCAGCGUGCUGACAGAAAACCUGAAGAUCUUGAAAUUGAUUACGAAGAAGACCUAGUUGAGCAAAAUGAAGCCGGUAUUAUCCCAUACGAGGAAGUGGAUGCACGUCACUAUGAUUCUGAUGCCAUUGAGACGGACAUUGAUGAUGAUAAUGAUGAAGAGGAUGAAGAAGAGCAAGAAGAAAGAGCUCAUGCUGAUCUCGGGGGAGGUUGGGGAAGGAUAAUUUUCUCACCUGUUCGGAGAGGCAAGCAAAUCACAAUGGAUGUGUGUCGACCAGUAAAUCAGAACAGCUCAGAGGGCUUAUUCGAACGUGUAGUUGUUACUCGGAGCAACAAUCCUGCAUUGCAUUAUCAGGCCAAGAGAUCUAUGUGGGGCGACUUGUGGCCAUUUGAAGCAAAAUAAGGUGUACAUUUCCUUUGUAAGCUCUAAUGUAAAUUAAGUUGAAAUUGUAGUAAUUUGAAAUGCCAAUUGUAUUCUUUCA
Molecule: messenger RNA, 1683 nt
Organism: Mercurialis annua (annual mercury)
Lineage: Eukaryota; Viridiplantae; Streptophyta; Magnoliopsida; Malpighiales; Euphorbiaceae
Exons: 12
Coding region: 84-1604 (506 amino acids)
Biological process (GO): translation
Cellular component (GO): mitochondrial small ribosomal subunit
Molecular function (GO): structural constituent of ribosome; methyltransferase activity
Source: RefSeq, a predicted model, not a curated record